AUUUACCCUCUCAAUUUUCGCGCCACUCUUUUUUGCUUCGAGUCAACACCUCAAGUCCGCUUUACUUCUCCAAGACCAAUCCUUGAAGGUAAGCGUUGAAGCCAGGGAGGCGGGGGGGCGAGUAGGCACGCCUAGAGAGUCGUUUCUUUCGUUUUUCGUGUCUUUUUAAGGCUUAUGCACGUACUAACAUCCUCUUGUCCACGUGCGAGCUUUUGCAUGUUUACCUCUCCAUUUCUGCGUGAGAGCUUUUGGAUCCUGCUGACGUUUCAAGACGAGCCAACAAGUCAACGAGUAUCUGCAUCAAUUCAACACCUCCUACUUGCUUCCUCACAAGCCAAGACCUUGCUUCCUCGGAAAGGUUAAGUGUUGAAACGAGGGAGGUGGGGGGGUGAAUAGCCCGCCUCGAGUGUCUGAUAUUCAAUUUCGUAUGUCGUUUUUUCAAUUCUUGCAUGCAAUGCAACUAACCGUUUCUUUCGGGUCCUUUUUCCUCUUGCAUGUUCGCUUCUUGCAGAUUCAAAUGAAGACGCUGAAGACCGCCCUUGCUGCUCCAGUCAACGUCCUCGCUGCUUCAACCAGCGCUGAGUGGCCCUCUAUGGUAAAAGUUCACUUAUUAGCACAUGUCAAUUCUUUCUUCAUGGCGCAGUUUGAAUUCUUCUGUCCCUUUGACUAAUUUGAGUUCCCCUUUUCCCCUCUCAGGUCGCAAUGGCCUCCACUCAAUAUCCCUGCGCCUCCAUUCGACACUGCUGCUCCAGUCAACGCGGGUGCUCCAGUCAACGCGCGUGUUGCAGUCAACGCGGAUGUUGCAGUCAACGCGGAUGUUGCAGUCAACGCGGAUGUUGCAGUCAACGCGGAUGUUGCAGUCAACGCGGAUGUUGCAGUCAACGCGGGUGUUUCAUUCAUGACAACACGGGCGCUCCGGUGAACGCGGUUGCUGCUGCAGUCAGCGCCCCUGCUACUCCAGUCAAGGCUGAGUAUCUCUUUACACUCAAUUCUUUCUUGCAUCUCACACCACUCUAGCUGCGUGUAGCACACCCUAGCCCCCCCACCUCUCAGGUUCAGACUACCGGGUGAAUAUCCCCCACUGCAGCGAUGCUUUCAUCAUGGCUCAUUUGCAUUCAUCCGUUUGUCCUUUGCAUUUUUGCAUUCAUCCGUUCGUCCUUUGUUUGCUUCAGCUUCAGCUUCUGACGUUAUCCUCCUUUGUUGUCACUUGGACUGAUUGUGUUUCUUAUCCUCCCCCUCCCUUCCCCCUUCCCCCUGGCAGUUCGCUGCUAUUUUAAGGCAAAGCUGUGGUGUUCCAGUCAACGUGGGUGUUCAAGUCAACGUGGGUGUUCUAGUCAACGCUGUGGUGUUCCAGUCAACGUGGGUGUUCUAUUCAACGCUGUGGUGUUCCAGUCAACGCUGUGGUGCUCCAGUCAACGGUGUACUGCUCCAGUCAACGCUGUGGCGCUCCAGGUUAUCCCCUGAUCCUUGCUGGAAUCACCUUCAUCUACUAAAGACACAGAAGACCUCGCUGCCUGCUGCUGCUGGGCCCUUCCACUGGCGGCCUUCCAGUGUUGGCUCCAAGUUCUGAGUUUUGAGGCAGCAGCACCCAACUCCGGCACUCGCAGACAAGUAUCAGCACACCUCCAUGACUCCCUCACUGCUUCAGCAACUUUUCCUCGCUUUAUUCAUUCAUCUCCCAUGGCCCCCAACUGCCUGUCGCACAUCCGAGGGUCCCCAGGUAGGUAUCAGGUUCAGACUGAAAUAUGAGGUAUUCCUCCCACUGCAGGUGCAAAAUUUCUCCAAGUGAAUGGUAUCCCCUUGGGUGUGCUACAGCUGGUAUCCCCAUUGCUCUCAUUCCCGCUGCUCACAUCACCCUUGCUGCUGUCGUCGUUCUCCUCUUGCCCCUCUAACGACCCUAACCUCCCCACUCCCCCGGUUCCCCUCCCCCUCCUCAUCGUCUCAGUUGUUUGUUCUCAAGUCUUGGCUGCCUUCUCUGAAGACCUGCCGGUCUCUUUCUGCUGCUGCCCUUCCACUGGCGGCCUCUGGUGCGGAAAGGGCACCAAGUUCUGUUCUGAGGCAGCAGCACCUAACUCCCAACCAAGGCACCACCCCUACAUGGACCGUCGCUUGCAGAUAAGUAUUGGCACACCUCCAUGACUCCCUCACUGUCGUUUUCUCGCCUUUUUCAUGCAUCUACUGCCUGUAGCACACCCAGGGCCCCCCCAGGUAUCAGGUUCAGACUCCAGGCGAAGUGCUUCCGCAUCCAGCUGUACUCGUUUCUAGUGCUUCACUAUAAUUUCCUGGUUGGACUAACUUCGUUUCUCUCCCAUCCCCUCCUACAGGUUCCCCUUGAAGAACUCAUGAAAGGCAGCAAUGGGUGCUGCUGCUGGUGCUGGAGGUGGUGGAAGUGGUGGUGGCGGUGGUGCUGGUGCUGGUGUUGGGAGUGGUAGAAGGGGGGGGCGUGGUGGUGUGAGUGGGGUUGUGGGUUAAUCUCAAGCCUGGGCCCAAUACCUGCACGUUAAAGCAUAAAGGACAGCAACAGACCGUGCGGCCGGCGGUUCUGGUUUGGUCCCCUCUUGCUACGUCAGUGAGGGGUUCAGGUUUUGAGGUUAGCUCACAGCCCUUCUGGUGGUGGUGGUGGUGCCGGGUGGUUGCAGUGGAGGGGCGGUGAGAUUUCCUGGGUAAGGGGAGGGCAUGGAAGGGGAAGGGGGUUGAAGUCUCCAGGGUAAGGGCAGGUGGGGGGAGGGGGGCUGAAACCCCCAGGUUGAAGCGAGCAAUGGGCAGAGGAACCCCCCUCUUCUGCCUUUUGCUCGCUUCAACCUGGGGAAUUCAACCGCCCUCUCUUGCCGCACUCGCCUUACCCUGGAGGGUUCAGCCCCCUUGGCCUUCCUUGCUCUCCCAUCACCCAGGGAGUUUCACCCCCUCUCCAUUGCCACUCCCUUGCCUUGCCCUCCUCUUCCUCGGGUGGUUUGGAGAGGUGGUGAGAUGAUGUGGGGUGGUGGUGGUGAGGUGAUGUGCUAUCAUGCUAUGGCAUGCCACACUGGCGACAAGGAUGGGGGCUCGCAGUAGUGGUGAGGGGAGCUCGAUCGACCAUGCAGUGGGAUCAAAUAUUGUACCUAGUCCACAAGGGCUGGUAACUAAUUUUGCUGCCUGUUUCAAUGUAUACUAGAGCUCCAGCAUUUUAAUGGACCAUGAAUUGCUGCUCCGUAGCUGAAAAUUGUUCUCAUGAAUUGUGCUGAGUU
Messenger RNA from Closterium sp. NIES-67, 3224 nucleotides. The record is from the annotation of a GenBank genome assembly. NCBI's taxonomy places the organism in Eukaryota, Viridiplantae, Streptophyta, Zygnematophyceae, Desmidiales, Closteriaceae.